AUGGCGGUCAAACUGCUUCGUGUCAAAAUAUGAAAUCAAAAAAUGUGAUUUUGACGGGCUAGAAUUCAAGACGCUUUAGUAGAAGAAGAAUACCAGUAUAUCCUCUAUCGUUUAGUCUUGGAGAAUUUUUUUAAGUGAAAUCAACCGCUACAAUCAGAUAGAAUGGAGAAAGUUUCUUCGUACACUGGUGCUAUGUUCGACAAACUCGACAAGCUUAAGACGGCAGCUAUUGGCGCCACAGUCACGGCUUAUUGUGCUACUAAGAGUGCUGUAGGGGCUGUCAGUGCACUAAUUGGCAAUCCGUUGACUAAGGAUUAUGAAGUGGGCAGACAUAUUGCUAGUUUUGGACCGAAUUUGGCUUGGAAAGUGUUGGAAGGAAAGACAAAAACAACAGGCCAGGAAGCGUCAAUCUUUGUAUUCGAGAAGAGACUAUUGGACACAGUUGAUAAGCAAGACAGACAGACGGUUUUGGAAUGCAUGAAAAAAGGGGCAGUCCAGCUUACUAGGUUACGACACCCACGGAUUCUCAUGAUACAACAUCCUCUAGAGGAAUCAAAGGAUUGUUUAGCAUUUGCAACAGAACCAGUAUUUGCAAGCUUAGCUAAUUUACUAGGAAGACAUGAACACAUGCCGACACCACCUCCUCCAGAAUUUGCCAGCUUUGAACUUUAUGAAGUUGAAAGAGUAUAUGGACUAUACCAGCUUGUAGAAGGUCUGAUGUUUCUUCACAAUGAUGCCAAGAUACUUCAAGGAUGCUUGAGUCCAGAGAACAUUAUGGUAACCAAAAAUGGGCACUGGAAGAUUAGUGGCUUGUUCUUUAGCUCUAUGCCUUCAAUGAUUGAUGGACAGUCGUCAUACAAUGGAUGUCAGUGGGAGCCACGCCUCUACCCAUUUGCACAACCAGAUCUUAAUUACGCUGCACCAGAGUAUAUCUUAUCCAGGUCAUGUGACGUGUCGAGUGAUAUGUACUCACUUGGUGUGCUGAUAUAUGCAAUAUUCAAUAAAGGUCAAACUCCAUAUUCAUGCGAUAACAACAUGGCAGCAUUCAAAAGAAACGUGGAACAGAUGUCAAAGCACAGUGUGGCUGGUCUUGGUGAUGUACCACAGGAACUCCAUAGUCAUGUGACAAGGUUGCUUAGCAUGACGCCGUCAUUGAGACCUGAUGUUCAUGAAAUGACCAAAAUUUCAUACUUUGAGAAUGUUGCUGCAUUAACGCUUCAAUAUCUCGAUUCUCUGAUGCAACGUGAUGACAUGGCCAAGGCGCAAUUCUUCAAAAGUCUCUACAAAAUUAUGUCUAAACUUCCCAAGCGAGUAAUUGUACAGCGCGUACUUCCCCAGCUGUGUCUUCAGUUUAGUAACCACAAACUUGUGCCAUUUGUGCUUCCCAAUGUUUUACUAAUAACCGAAGACUGUACUGCAGAAGAGUACACCAAACUCGUUUUACCUGAACUGAAACCUGUUUUUAAAAUACAAGAACCUGUGCAGGUGACUAUAAUAUUUCUGAAGAAGUUAGAUCUGUUGUUAAGCAAAACGCCGCACGAUUCUAUCAGAGACGAUGUGUUGCCGAUGGUGUUCAGAGCUCUAGAGGCCACAACCACUGACAUACAGGAGAUGGUAUUAAAUGUGAUUCCUAACUUUGCUCCUAUGGUGGAGUACACUCUAAUGAAAAACUCUGUCAUUCCUCGCAUCAAAACCCUGUGUCUUCAAACAUCUUCUUUAGCGGUUCGCGUCAAUUCUCUGGUCUGUAUUGGUAAAGUACUAGAACACCUGGACAAGUAUUACGUCAUGGAGGAUAUCCUUCCCUUUUUAUCGCAGAUUCCUUCACGAGAAGCUCCCACUUUGAUGGGAAUAUUAGGUAUUUAUAAACAGACGAUGGUCCAUACAAAGCUUGGCAUGGAUAAAGAUUACCUCGCCAUGAAAGCCAUUCCCUUCUUAUUUCCUCUGUCAGUUGAACCAUCACUUAACUUGAAACAGUUUACUCAGUUCAUGGCGAUUAUAAACGAUAUGAUAAACCAAGUACAGGUAGAACAUAAAGCAAAGCUUGAACAGUUACAAAAGAUGCAGGAACAAACACAGUCGUCAUUAAAGUUUGCACAAGAAGCAGAAGAAGCGAAAGCAUUGGAUAAUCUGACAUCUUUGAUAGACAAGGCAUUUAAUGAGAGACCCUCUAGCACGACAGUCGAAGAGAAAAAAUCCAUAGGAUCUCCAAGCACCAGUGCUGCGACUAAGAAUGCCGAGUUUAACAAACUGUUCGGGUUGUCAGACAGUAGAGGAAGUCUAAACGAAGAUAUUCUUGACGCCUUUGAUAUGUCAGCCUCACUUUCAUCUUCAAACAAGCCCCGUCAAUCAUCUUCAUCGCCAUCAUUCUCACCAAAGCAAAGCCCGCAAACCAAUCGAUCUCUAAGAAACCUCUCUCCAAGUCCUUCAUCGUCUACGAGCCAGCUAUCAAAACCUUCUUAUGGCAACUCUAGUAAUCUAGCAAGCACAAACAGCGGUGGUGCCUCUAUGACGGGAUCCAGCAGCAUGGGAUCCCUGUCUUCGUCAAGUAACACCGGAUAUAAAAGCACUUCUUCGGUGGGAGGAAUGGUAACUCGUAGCAACAACAUGAAGCCUGGUGUGUCUAUGGCAACGAGCUCAAGUAAUAUGUCAUCAAUGUCGCGGAGUGGAGUCGGGAGUGGGACUUUUACUUCGAUGCCAGCAAAUCUUACUGGAAUGGGUUCCAUGUCAAUUAAUUCGUCCAGUAGCUAUGGCAAUAGGUCUAGUAACUAUGGAAACAUGUCGAGUAGUCAUGGGAACAUGUCUGGUAACAACAUGAUGGGUAGUCAUGGAAAUAUGUCUGGUAGCUAUGGUAACAUGUCAACCAGCCAUAGCAACACGUCGACUAGCCUUAGCAACACGCCAAGUAACUAUGGUAACAUGUCGAGUAACUAUGGUAACAUGUCGAGUAACUAUGGUAACAUGUCGAGUAACUAUGGUAAUAUGUCGAAUGUCAAUCAAAUGAGUGCUAGGUCGAUAGGGAGUGGGAUAAUGACUCCAGCAACUGCCAAUCAGUCUUCUAUGCCGCAAAGUUCUUCAGGACAAAAGAUGUGGACACCAGCCAGUGGAGUAAGCCGUACAGAUGUAAACAAGAAAUCAACCCCCUUAGAUUCGCUGUAUUCUCCUGAAAUGAGCCAUUUACAGAGCAAGGGAAAACCGUCACUAAGCUCUUUACAGGCCCAGAACUCAGUGGUACCUCAACAGUCUGGUUUAGGAAUGACGCCUAUGCGACCGCCCUAUGCUCAACCAACAAUGACGCCAUCAGGCAUGUUCCCAAUGCAGCAGCAAGGCAUGAUGGGUAGUAUAAUGACGCCCCAGAACCAGUUCAACUCGACCCCAAGAGGAGGUAGCAGUUCUGCUAACGAUCUCAAAGACAUUUUCGGUUAAAAUGGUGUAUUUUCGUUAGAAUAAUUUUUAUGCAAUAUGGCAGACAUUUUGAAUAACGAAAAAAUGUUCCAUUCUAAAGUUCCCUACGCCGUCUUGAAAAGUACUCGUGCCUUUGGAUUUAAGCGUGACGGCACUUGCUACAAUAGCUAUCUAGCUUUGUAACCUCAACCGCUGUCUGACUUCGAUGCAAAGACAGAACUAUCUUAUCAAAAACGAGUCUAGAUUACAAGGGAAUCUUAUAUGAACUCAUUGCGGGAAUAGGUUUUGAUUUCUGGAAGAAAUUUUGUCAAUUUAUAAUUCUAUUUUGUCACUAAUCGUCCUUGAUAAAAGUAGGGAUGAUGGCCGUGUUGCUAAUGAGGUAUAUUGCUAAUUUAUUUUUUAAGAACACAAGAUAUAUAGGAUGAAAUCCAAUAUUAAUACGAAUAAAAUGACAGUAAUAUUACUGCUAAAGAAGACGCCCCCAAUCCGUGAUACCAAUUUGUAUUACGCACCCUUGAUUGACGUCAUUCAAUCUUACGAGCAUUCUGAUUGGUCAUAACCGGUGCGCGAGUUGGUUGUCUUACGCGCGCUCAGAAAAAAGGAGAGGGUAACAUUCUAUGAAACAGUUAGAUUCCAUUUUUCUGUCGGUGUCUGUACUGUAAUAAAUACACAAAUGAUGUCAAACUGUGAUGAGAACAACACUCACUCGAUGGACUUUGUCUCGUGGCGAACUUUUCUCUUCAAGACGUCACCUGUGAAUUCUGAGACUACAAAUAAAUGAAAGAGUGAAUUCCAUUUCUUAAAUCAUGGAUUGGGUGCGUCUAUCUAUGUCAAUAGUAAACGUAACCACUAUCUAUUCCACUUAUUUACACCGAAUUGCAAAAACGUCAUAGAGUGAAUAGAGUUUCUUCAACAAGUGAAAAAGUCUGACCAUAAAAGUGUGAUAGUCAAAUUAUUUGAUUUCUAUUAUAGACACAAAAGAAAAAUAUGAAAUUAGAGCGUGUUAAUAAGAUAAACUCUCAUUGGUUGCUGGACUUCAAAAAAGUAUCGACCUUCGUAAAAACAAAUAAAAACAUCGAGAAAAGGAAAGUAAUAACGCUCAGGAUAAACGGUUUCUUGAAAAUUUAAGAUAUUUCGUUUUCCUACAAAGAGUUUUCUAUUUCUCUGUGACAACGCUUUUGCGUUGGACAUAAUAUCCCUAGCAAAAUUAUAGAAUAAUAAAACGAAGUAGCGGUGAAA
Messenger RNA from Exaiptasia diaphana, 4641 nucleotides. RefSeq names its product SCY1-like protein 2. The record is from RefSeq and is a predicted model, not a curated record. Gene Ontology annotation, molecular function: protein kinase activity; ATP binding. Lineage: Eukaryota; Metazoa; Cnidaria; Anthozoa; Actiniaria; Aiptasiidae. Gene Ontology annotation, biological process: protein phosphorylation. Bases 163 to 3423 code for a protein of 1086 amino acids. The transcript has 19 exons.